AUGGAUCAGCCCGUUUCGUUUCAGGAAUUCAUCCUGCGCCUCAGCAACUAUUGGAGCCAGCUCGGGUGCGUAUUGAUCCAGCCCCUCGAUCUGGAAGUGGGCGCCGGCACAUUCCACCCGGCAACCUUUCUGCGUUCGAUUGGACCCGAGCCGUGGCGCAGUGCUUACGUGCAGCCAUCGCGCCGACCCACCGACGGUCGCUAUGGUGAGAACCCUAACCGGUUGCAGCACUACUAUCAGUAUCAGGUUGUGAUGAAACCCUCUCCGACGAUUCAGGAGUUGUACUUAGGCUCGCUUGCCGCGAUCGGUAUCGACCCGCUGGUUCACGACAUUCGCUUCGUCGAAGAUAACUGGGAGUCACCAACCCUUGGUGCCUGGGGACUGGGUUGGGAGGUCUGGCUCAACGGCAUGGAGGUCACACAGUUUACCUACUUCCAGCAAGCAGGCGGACUUGACUGCAAACCAGUCAUGGGCGAAAUCACCUAUGGUCUGGAGCGCCUGGCAAUGUACUUGCAAGACGUUGACAACGUCUACGACCUCGUCUGGACCACUGCCGAAAACGGCCAAGUGGUCACCUACGGCGACGUUUUCCAUCAGAACGAACUAGAGAUGUCGACCUACAACUUUGAGCACGCCGACAUUGAAACUUUGUUCGGCCAAUUCGAUUUUUUCGAACGCGAAAGCAACAAACUUAUCCAGGCACAGUUGCCGCUACCCGCGUAUGAAAUGGUGUUGAAAGCGUCACAUUGUUUCAAUCUGCUUGAUGCGCGUAGCGCCAUUUCCGUGACCGAGCGCCAGCGAUUCAUUCUUCGCGUGCGAACGCUGUCCAAGGCUGUCGCAGAAAGUUACUACGCCAAGCGGGAAGCGUUGGGCUUCCCUGGCCUCAAGCAGGCACUUCGGCAGGAGGUUGUGAUGGCUCAGCCCACCUCAGACCGUGCCGACCUUUUGAUCGAGAUUGGUACCCAAGAAUUACCACCAAAAGACUUGCCGCGACUGGCCGAAGCUUUUCGUGCCGGGCUGGUCGCGCAACUAACCAAGGCAAAACUGUCACCGGGCUUGUCUCGCUGGUUUGCAACACCGCGCCGUCUAGCCGUCAGAGUUGAUCAGGUGCUGGUCCAGCAGGCCGAUCAGGAAAUUGAUCGGCUGGGCCCCGCCGUGGCUGCAGCGUUCAAGGAUGGAAAAUCGACACCCGCGGCACAAGGCUUCGCCAAAUCCUGCGGCGUGUCUCUAGAACAGCUGGAGCACCGAGAAACCGAAAAGGGAAUCAGGCUGGCGUACCGGCAAAUCGUACGUGGCGGCCCGACUAGCGAGUUGUUGCUGGCGAUGGUCGAGGAGAGCCUGAACAAGUUACCGGUUGCCAAACCCAUGCGCUGGAACGACCACGAGUUCGCCUUUGUCCGCCCGGUGCUCUGGUUGGUGGCGUUGCUCGGGCACGACCUAAUCGAAGGACAGUUGUUCGGUCUGGCCACUGGCAAGCAAACCCGUGGCCACCGCUUUCAUUCCGAGGGCGUUAUCGAAAUCGACCACGCGGAUGAUUAUGCGGCGGCGCUACGGGUCGGUCAUGUCAUUAUCGAUUUCGAAGAACGCAAAAAACAUAUCGCAGAACAGGCGGCUCGGCUGGCCAAGACGAUUGCCGGCACCGUUCAGAUUCGCCCGGCCCUGCUUGAUGAGGUCGCUAACCUGGUUGAGUUUCCAGUCCCUUUUCUUGGUCGUUUUGACGAGGCAUUUCUCGACGUGCCACAAGAGGCUUUGAUCUCAUCAAUGGAAAGCCAUCAAAAGUGUUUCCCGGUAGUCGACUCCGCAGGGCAGUUGAUGCCGCGCUUUGUUGGUGUCGCCAAUAUCAAGAGCAACAACCCGGCCAAGAUGAUCGAGGGGUUCGAAAGAGUGAUUCGGCCGCGUCUGGCAGACGCGCAGUUCUUUUGGAACAACGAUCAGCGCAAACCACUCGAUGCGCAUCUUCCUGCCCUGGAAAAGAUGAUCUUUCACGAGCAGCUUGGCACCCAGGGCGACAAGGUACGGCGAGUCAGUGCCCUGGCCGAAGGCAUCGCCGGCGAGAUGGGCCUUGCGCCAGUGGCAGCGGCGCGCGCGGCGCAGCUGGCCAAGUGUGACCUGCUUAGCGAGAUGGUGUUUGAGUUCCCAGAGCUACAGGGCAUAGCGGGACGCCGCAUCGCCACGCAUCAAGGCGAAGAUGCAGCGGUGGCCAAAGCAAUAGAAGAGCAAUACCUACCCAAGGGCGGCGGCGACAAGCUGCCGGCGAGCCCCGUCGGCCAGGCACUGGCUUUGGCCGACCGCUUUGACACACUGGCGGGAAUUUUCGCCGCCGGCAUGAAACCCACUGGCAGCAAAGAUCCGUUCGCGCUAAGGCGUGCCGGCCUGGGCGUGGUGCGGGUCAUUGUCGAGCGAGAGAUAGAUCUGGAUGUCAGCCAUUGGUUGCAACAGGCGCUUGUCGGGGUAUCCAGCAAAAUUCCUUCGGCUCAAGAUCAACAGGAAGAGUUGCUUCAGUUCGUCAUGGACCGGUUGCGCGCCUACUACAGUGACCAAGGCGUCGCGCACGACGUGUUUGAUGCCGUCUGGCAGUUGCGCCCCACGCGUCUGCUCGACUUUGACCGACGGCUCAAAGCCUGCCAGGCGUUUCAAAGUUUGCCCGAGGCGCCGGCCCUAGCCUCAGCCAACAAGCGUAUCGGCAAUAUUCUGCGCAAGUCAGCCACCGCUCCAGCCAGCCAAAUUGACCCCAACUUGUUUGAGGACCCUGCCGAGAACGCGUUGGCCGAAGCGUUGGCCGAGGCGCGUGCCGAUGUUGUGCCAUUACUGAAAGCGGGUGACUACGAGCCGGCCCUGAGGCGCCUGGCGCAAUUGCGCCCUAGCGCAGACCAGUUCUUCGACAAUGUUAUGGUUAUGGCGGAGCACCCGGCGGUACGAGCAAACCGGCUGGCUUUGCUCAGUCGCGUCAAGUCCAUGUUUGAUCAGAUCGCGGAUGUUUCCAAGCUGGUGGUGAAGUCAGAUGACUAG
Messenger RNA from Nerophis lumbriciformis (worm pipefish), 3009 nucleotides. The record is from RefSeq and is a predicted model, not a curated record. NCBI's taxonomy places the organism in Eukaryota, Metazoa, Chordata, Actinopteri, Syngnathiformes, Syngnathidae.